AUGGCUGCGGGCUCUGUGGAGUCUCAGCGGCCCAAGGCGGCCUCCGAGAGGCCCGUGGCGGGUCAGGCCGGGGUGCUGCCUUGCCUGGAGCUGCCGAGCUACGCCGCGGCGUGUGCGCUGGUGAGCAGCCGCUAUUCCUGCUUGGUGGCCGCCCCGCACCGCAGGCACAUCGCCCUGUCGCCCCGCUACCUGAGCAGGAAGCGCACGGGCAUCCGCGAGCAGCUGGACGCUGAGCUUCUGCGCUACUCCGAGAGCCUUUUAGGUGUCCCAAUUGCAUAUGAUAACAUCAGAGUUGUAGGUGAACUGGGAGAUAUUUAUGAUGAUCAAGGACACAUUCAUCUUAACAUUGAAGCAGAUUUUGUUAUUUUCUGCCCUGAACCAGGGCAAAAGUUAAUGGGUACAGUUAAUAAAGUAUCUUCUAGCCAUAUUGGCUGUUUAGUCCAUGGAUGUUUUAAUGCCUCCAUCCCUAAACCUGAGCAGAUGUCAUAUGAGGAGUGGCAGACGUUGGAGAUAAACGUAGGAGAUGAGCUGGAAUUUGACGUAUUUCGCUUAGAUUCAGAUUCUGCCGGAGUAUUCUGCAUUAGAGGAAAGCUAAACACCACAAGUUUGCAACUUAAGAGCUCUGUAGUUUCUGAAGAUGUAGCAGAAACUGUCAUUGAAGAGGUUGUUGAGAAAAUUUCAAAGAAAAAAAAGAAGAAAAACAAAGACACAGAAUCAUGUGCAACAGUCGAUGGUGUUACAGAGGUUGCAGAUAUUACAGAUGUCACUCCAAAGGAAGAAACAGACCUACCGUGUAGUGAUAAUGUGAAUGACUUCUGUGAGGAAGAGCCAAAGAAGAAGAAAAAGAAGAAGAAAAGGCACCAGGAAGAUCAGGACCCCAUUUUCCAAGCCAGUGACUCCAGUGGCUACCAAAGUGACCAUAAGAAGAAAAAAAAGAAAAGAAAACACAGUGAAGAGGCUCACUUUGAGUCACCUAAGAAGUGACAGUAAUUGUCUUUUCUAUUGUUCACAUACUCAGAUACAGAGAUGAAUAGAUGUUUUGAAUGGUAGGAAAUACUUACGGGAAGUUCAUAAGCAAGUACUUGAUUAGUAAUUGGGUUUUGUACUAAAAUCAUACAACUGACUAUAAAUGUUGGAUAAUACCAGUAUUAUUAAAGUAUUAUUUUAUUACAGUUCCGUGGAAAAUAUUAA
This is a messenger RNA of Grammomys surdaster, 1191 nucleotides long. It is a transcript of the gene Polr1f, whose product is annotated as TWIST neighbor. Gene Ontology annotation, biological process: DNA-templated transcription; DNA-templated transcription initiation. NCBI's taxonomy places the organism in Eukaryota, Metazoa, Chordata, Mammalia, Rodentia, Muridae. Gene Ontology annotation, cellular component: RNA polymerase I complex. The record is from RefSeq and is a predicted model, not a curated record. The coding region runs from base 1 to 984 and encodes 327 amino acids. The transcript is spliced from 4 exons.